This is a messenger RNA of Theobroma umbraticum, 730 nucleotides long. Its product is annotated as hydroxyproline-rich glycoprotein family protein. The record is from RefSeq and is a predicted model, not a curated record. Lineage: Eukaryota; Viridiplantae; Streptophyta; Magnoliopsida; Malvales; Malvaceae.
GUUACAACCCCUCUUUCCUUUCAUGGCAACCCCAGAAAAUGCUCUUACCAUCUGAUGUACUCGUAUAAAUUCACACCUUUAUUCAGAGCUUUCAAUUCAAUACAUCUCUCUCCUCAACCCCACUUUAAUUCAAGGCUUGUUAUCAAAUCUUCUCAAUAAUCUCAUAGUUUAGCAAAUAUUUUCAUUUCAACAAUGGAGCAAGUGACAGAAAACUCUAUUCAAUCUGAAAAUGUGGGAUUAGAGAACAAAGCACCGCCCCAGAAUCAGCAAAUUGAUCAGAAUUCUCAAGAUUCCGGCAACGAUUUGAAAAAGACAUGUACCCCAGAUAGGCUUAAAGUCCCCAAGGCAUUCAAGUACCCUGAAAGGUACAGAAGUCCAACCGAUUCUAUGGUGUCACCUGUUACGAAGGGUCUUCUUGCAAGAAACAGGAAAGGUGGUGCAUCACUCUUGCCGCCUAGUAUAAAUCAAACCAAGAUUCAUGAGUUGCGUGUUCAAGAUGUUCGUCUAUCUCAAAAUUGAAGAGCUAAUGAUGGUGGAUGAAAGCUAAAAUCAGAUAGAUUCUUGAACCUAGUGAAUUUGUCUGAAAUUGUAUACCUGUCAAUAUAAAUUACGAGGAACAAAUAGAAUGGGAGGGAUUUAUCUUCUGAACCUGUUCCUAUUUAUCUUUGUCAAGUUUUUGUAAUGUAAUGCCAAUUUCGUUCUAUAAUAAAAUUAUUUGCUUAGUAAUUAA